GACCCGGCACUGCGGGCGACCGAGCGUUUCCUCACCAGGUGCAGGCGCUAAUUAAAGCUUUAGGUCUAGACGAGGUGUCUUUAUUGGCCGUUACACAAAGUAGUCAGAACGCGGGGAGGCUGCGCUGGACGUAUUUCUGCGAAGGAGCCCCUGGCACAGGAGAAGAUGCAGUGAGAAUCUUGUACGGAGCCCCCCAUAAGUUGUCUCUGCGAGUUAUUUCUUCUCUUUAACGUUAGUAUCAAGCCAUGCACGUUUUGGACCUUUCUCUAGUUGGAACUUGAUCUUCACGAUGCACAAGUUCAUCACACAGGACGCACAGAACUGCUGGAGCUGAGCCCAAGGGGUGAAGCUCCCACUCGGAGCACGGAGCUCCGGCUACUUCAGCAGUUCAUGGCUGUGUUGUGCUGUCUCCUGCAGAGCAGCACCUGGCCUGAGGUCUCUGGCACGGCUUGACAUGCCUUUCCAUGCCAUGCUAUGCCUUGCCAUGCCAUGCCAUGCCAUGCUUUUCCAUGCCAUGCCCCAUGGCAUUUCUUGAAAAAUGCUUUCUCCACAUCUGUAGCAGUGCUACCCCUCGCUGCUGGAUCAGUAAAACUGUUGCCUGUGCUAGAAAGUUUCUAUCCAAGGGAGAACAGACUGUAGCCGGAGCUGUACCAGCGCUAGGGGUGCGCACUGAGGAUUGUUGCCAGGUUUUGCUUCUUGAGGCUUCUUGCAGUGACCUUCGUACUUACCGGUUACCAUGUGGUGAUACAUUAAAAAAAAAAAAAAGACUUUGUGCAAACCUGCGCUGGGUUUCGCUUGCGGGGAGGGCAAAGGUUAUUUCUGCACUUUUGCAUACACGUGUUUAGGGAGCGCAGAGCAGAGCCCAACUUAAAUCACAGGGGACAGGACAGAAACAUAAAGAGCUGAGUAAAUCUGAGCUACACUGGCACUGAAGAGUUAAUUUGAGGAAAAUGAGGGGUUUUUUUCUGUGUCUGCUCCGCUCUAUGGUUGAAUAGAAGGGGUUUUUCAUUUGUUUGGUCUUUUAUGUAGUGGAAGACAGUUAACUUCAGGGUUUUUUCUUUGAUUCUUCAGCUCUGUCAACUUCCCUGGAUAUUGGGCUGAGUAACUGGAGCUUCCUAUACGUCACUGUCUCCCUCUACACGAUGACCAAAUCCUCUGCCAUUCUCUUCAUCCUGCUUUUUUCACUGCUCUUCAAGCUGGAGGAAUUGAGGGUGGCUUUGCUGCUGGUGGUUUUGCUCAUCGCUGGGGGCCUCUUCAUGUUCACCUACAAGUCCACACAGUUCAACGCCCAGGGUUUCGUGCUGGUGCUCUGCGCCUCUUUCCUUGGGGGUAUUCGCUGGACCCUCACGCAGAUCCUUAUGCAGAAGGCUGACCUGGGGCUCCAGAACCCCAUUGAUAUCAUGUUUCAUCUGCAGCCGCUCAUGUUCCUGGGGCUCUUGCCACUCUUUGCCGUGUUUGAGGGCCUGCCUUUGUCCGUAUCAGAGAAGCUCUUCCGUUUCCAUGAAGCAGGAACGCUGUUCUGUCUAGUAGGGAAGCUGUUCUUGGGUGGAAUUCUUGCCUUUGGUCUAGGCUUUUCUGAGUUCCUCUUGGUUUCCAGAACAUCUAGCCUCACCCUUUCCAUUGCUGGCAUUUUUAAGGAAAUCUGCAUUUUAUUCCUCGCCACACGAUUGCUGGGAGACCGCCUCAGUCUCUUGAACUGGCUGGGCUUUGCUGUCUGUCUGUCAGGAAUCUCCCUUCAUGUCAUUCUCAAAGCCAUGAAUUCCAAAGGUGAGAACGCACUGAAGCUGCACAAAGAGCCCAGCUCCGACCCUGACCUGGAGCUGCUGCUGCGCCACACGGAACGUGGUGAGGAGGAGGAAGUUGAAACCCCACAACAACACUGACUGAACGCCAAGCACAAAGGCCCCAUCUCUGUUCUUACCAAACCUGCCUGACAGCCAGCUGGGAGGAAGGUCCAAGCGUCUCUGUGACCACCCAAAGGAGAGCCAGGGCCUGGUGGGAGAGUCCUGCUGUUCCCCUACAGCGUGGAUCUGUAGAUGCUGCACAAGGAACAGGCAAUAUCCCAUUCACAGAGAGCAAAUUUGGAACAUGAGCCCUGGUCCAGUGGAAGUAGAACUGCGUGGUGAGACUGGGAAAAGCUAUAGAAAGCUUAUUAGGGAAUCCUGAAGGCCGUGCAUUUAGCGUGUGGACCAUGAGCUGUAGAACGAGCAUGGACAUGUCUGGACUGCAGGCUAAGCAUUUCAGGGAUGAUUUUAGUGUUGUUGAGGCUUUGACUUCAAAAGAGAAGGUAAAUAUACCUUCGCAUACUUCCUUUAUGGUUCUGCCAGAUAGGGACUCCCAUCUUGGUGGAAGCAGAUGAUAUAAAUCCAUAGACGUCCCAGCGAGAAGGAGCCUUUGUGCCUGGUGACCUCCCAUGUUCUGUGUGCACAGUAAGGAGCGAACUAAAUGCUGGUAUUUGGGACCAAUUGAACGUAACCAAAUGAUGUUGGCUGGAGGAAGCACGGGGAUGCAGGAGUGCUUCUGGCCCUGCAGGCCAAGGGAAGAGAGCAGUAUCAUAGGAGAGCAAGCUUGAGCAAUAAGCUUAUCAGAAAGUAUGUGGGGAUUUGAGGGGGGGGGUUUGUUUUUUAAAUAAACUGGUUUUCUGAUUC
This is a messenger RNA of Calidris pugnax (ruff), 2648 nucleotides long. RefSeq names its product solute carrier family 35 (GDP-fucose transporter), member C2 (gene SLC35H1). The coding region runs from base 1143 to 1883 and encodes 246 amino acids. Gene Ontology annotation, molecular function: antiporter activity. Gene Ontology annotation, biological process: UDP-glucose transmembrane transport. The record is from RefSeq and is a predicted model, not a curated record. Lineage: Eukaryota; Metazoa; Chordata; Aves; Charadriiformes; Scolopacidae. Gene Ontology annotation, cellular component: endoplasmic reticulum-Golgi intermediate compartment; cis-Golgi network; Golgi apparatus. The transcript is spliced from 7 exons.